GACCGGCUUCCUGUGAGACGGAAUGGACUUCCCCCCAAGAUUGGGUAGCCGAGGUUAACUGAUGAUAUGGAUGAGGCCGUCAAGAAGUUGAAGAUGGACAUAAUUAAGCCCUUGAAAGAUUUUUUAACUCUUAAGGCGCUCUCCGAUGCCGGAAUAGGUAUCGCUCGUGUCCCAAGAUUAAACACUUGGUUAUUGUUAUCUUGAGGGACCGGGCGGUUCCGCUCCUGAGGUGGGCGCCCCCAAGAUUUGCACCGCCCAGUUCUAACAUGUUUAUUCUACCUUUCAAGACUUCCUCCCACCGAAGAACAAAUGGAGCAAGCUGAUCUCAUCGCUCAUCGGGAGGCUAAGGCUGUCAGGAAACAAGCCGCACUGGAGAAGGCCAGAGCCGCUCAGUCUUCGGAAGCCAAUUCUUCUGCGGCGUCCAAGGCUGACAGGCGCAUUGGGGAGGCUGAACAACAGCUCAUUGCAGUUGUGAUGGGGCAAAGCACGGAGGCCCCCAACACUGAAACCGGCCCGAUCAUUGAUGCGGAGUCGGUGGGUACUGCCCCUCUUGCUGGUGGGGAAAAGGCGAAGGGCAAGAAACCGAAAAGGAAACACACUGAGCCUUUUUGCCCCAAGGCCCCUGACACCUUACUGCUCCCCCCGUGUCGUCCGGUUUCUGAGGUCUGGAGAAAAGUGGCUCUCCAGACUGGGGUGGAAUUAUCGCCUCGUUCAUCAAUUGAGGCUGUCAUCCAUGCCCUUGCACUGACCCUCGAGAUCGGGCUGAGCCUGCUGCAGGCGGAGGCAACUCGGGAGCAGGAUGCUCUCGAGACCAAAAGGAGAGCUGAGGAGGCUCUGAGGGCAGCCCGUGAAGCAGCACAACAGAAAGAGGACGUUGCUAGGGCUGAGCAUCAGGCGGGUUCGGGUCGGGCGGGUGGGUGAACCCACGACCCUUUCGGGUUUCAGAUGUGUAAUAAGCCUAUCCUACCCUAUGUUUUUUUACUAUGAAUUUUUCGGGUUUUAUUGAAUUUCGGGUAGGGCGGGUUCGGUUCGGGUAUCGGGUUAUGUCG
Cuscuta europaea is the source of this 1049-nucleotide messenger RNA. The record is from the annotation of a GenBank genome assembly. NCBI's taxonomy places the organism in Eukaryota, Viridiplantae, Streptophyta, Magnoliopsida, Solanales, Convolvulaceae.